CGACCUAAAUGGCGGUUUGUAAACACUGGAGACAACUGAGGAAAAAUAAUUCAUUAAUAUGGGAGUAACACCUGACACCUACAGGUAUUAACAAGAUGGCAGAGUCUGAAACAGACAAUAAAUUGAUCUACACCAUUUGGUGAACUUUAAGGUUCCUACUUAUUUUUAUUUUUCAUAAAAAGGAAACAAAUAAAAAUGUCGGGGCUUCAUCCUGAUGCAGAAGUCGGUGGAAUGACGUCCCAGGGGAAACUUGGUGGGUCCAGCAUGUCAAGUAUUCAGCCGCCGAGCACUAGCACUGACAUCCCCAUAGUUAUGAGUGACGAUGUGUAUGAUGGGUCCCUGACAGAGCACCAGCAGUGCUUUGUGCUGGUCGACGACCACGCCGGCAGUUUUGUGCCUGGAGACUCGGCCGUACAAAGGCUGCUGACGGAGCAGGAAACUGCCAUGGAGGUCAGUGCAGAGAAGACAGUUCAGGUGAUGCAGAUGGAUGGUAAUAAAACAUUAGAGAUGAUGCACGUGGGUAAUAAGGAUAGGGUCGAGGUGAUGCAGAUGCCUGAUGGACAAACAGUAGAGGUUGUUCAGAUGGAUGGAGGAAAGACCUUGGAGGUAAUGCACAUUGAUGCAAGCAAACAUUCACAAGUUCUGCACAUUGAUGCAACUAAACACACACAAGUGGUGCACAUUAACACAGGUAAACACUCGGAGGUGAUUCACGUUGAUGAUGGUAACGGCAUUGAACUUCUGACCGAAAAUAGCCCAAUAAAAGGACCAGUUGAUACGAAAAGAAAAGGAAAAUAUGUGAUAUCACGUCAAUGUGCCAAACCAUUAACAUCCACAGCCAUGAAGAGGGUCCUGCCACGUCCGAGUAGUCACGAUGCAGCUAGUUUAAGUCUGAGGUCACUAACUACUGUUACUCCUUCCAUUGUACUGUCAACAGGCAAAAGCAAUCUACUCCCUGGUCAGGAAUUCAACCGUGUGAUAUCAACUACGACCUUUCCUGCCAGUAGAAAGUCACAGGUUGUUGAAACAAGUGGCCUGCAGACCAUUACCCAUGUCAGCCCAAACAUAGUGUUGUCUGGCAGCAAGGAGGUUCUCUCGGAUGGUGUUGACAGCUUGAACAAUACCAUAAUAAUCUCUUGGCCAACCAUAUCGUCUGACAGGGAGAACACUGUAGCAACACAGACAGAACCCAGCGAUGACUUAGGACCGAGCAUGAACCUGUUUUUCUGCACCUUCUUCGCAGAUGGCAGUGUCCAAACACAGUGCGACAUGCCAGCAAGAUGCCACGAAAGUGUAUCGACUGUCAGCAGGGCCCAGUGUGGGGUGAGACAUAAGUUACGGAUCCACGGUAGUGACGGAGAUGGGGAGGACGACCCGAUGGUAGCCAAGAUGGAGGGAUGUGAGAAGUAUGACUCACAAACUGCAGAUCCGAGAUUCUCCAGAAGUGGUCGAAUUCUGAAGAGUAAGGGACCACUUUUCAAGCUGGAUCCGAGCAUGUCAGAUGGAGACAGGGAUUGCGACCCGGACUUCGAGCUGCCGGGGGAGGAGAAGGAUGAAGACAUUAAUGGCCACCAGAAUAUUGUUUACAGGAAGAAAAGAGGAAGAAAGAGGAAGAAACGUGUGCCUUCUCCUGAUGACUUUGACGAGGAGUUAGAGCUCGCCAACGGUGAUGAAAAUGAAGACGUAAAAUCGGAAACGACUAUAAAAGAUGAACCGCUGGAUGCAGAAGACGAUGAACUAGCCUUGGAGAUACUGAGGACAAAAGGGUACGGAUUGAGGACGAAGCGGCGGCCCAAGAAGAUGAGUGACAUGCACUACAUAGAGGAAAAAGUGGUGAAGAAACGAGUAGAGAGAGCUCAAGAAUUUUCGUGUCAGAUGUGCACAGAACUCUUCCCAACAUUUUCACGAUUACAAAGGCACGCUAAAAUAGAGCAUAAUUCCACAGAAUUUGCAUUCCCUUGUGAUUUGUGCGGUGUCGUGUUCACCAGACCCCAUAACCUAGAGCGCCACAAAGAGACAAAGCACGGCGAUGGUGAACGACGUUUUGUCUGUGAACAUUGUGGACGCAGGUUCGGGCGACAAGACGUACUGUCGGUACAUGUCUCAAUGGUUCACUUCAAGAAAACCUUACGAGACAAAAAGGGACCUUCAUUCCUUGGCUCUCAUGCUGUACACUGUACGAGCUGUGACAAAUUUUUCUCAAAAGAGCAGAAGUUAAGAGAACAUAGACAGGGGAACUUAACAUGUAGUGACUGUUCAAUAUCUUUUGAAUGUAAAACAUCUCUGAGGAUACACCAAUAUAAACACCACCCAACUGCUUGUAACGAGUGUGGGAAGGUCUGUGACAGUAAACAGCAGAUGUACUUCCACCGCUUAUCUCACGCUCCCAAGUUUUUGUGUAAAUAUUGUCACAAGGGAUUUCUAUGGAAGUCUCAGUAUACCGUCCAUAUGGCAACACACACCGGCGAGAAGCCCGUCAUGUGUGAUAUAUGCGGGAAGUCGUUUGCUCACAAGCUUGCCGUGAGUAAACAUAAAUGGCAGGAGCACAACGAAAACAAUAAAAAGUUUAAGUGCCAGACCUGCAAUAAGUCUUUUGUAUAUAAAGGGAAACUGCAGUCACACGUGCGAAGUCACACGGGGGAAAAACCAUUCGUGUGCCACGUCUGCCGGUCCACCUUUUCUCAGAGAUGUAACCUGACGGCCCACAUUAAGAGCGUGCACGGCGUUUACAUCCAAUCCAUUAAAAGUGACGGAACGACUCACACUCAGCUUGUGAAAUACAAACGCGCCAAGAAAGCGGCCGCUCCUGUAGACCCUCCUUCUGCCGUGGUGAGCUCUGUCAUGUCCCCUGCACCUGUUGAAGUUCCCGUUCCCGACCAGCCCCAAGUGGCUAUCCAAGACCAAGUACAAAUGUCAGAGUCAUUUGAAACUGAAGCUGCCGUUUACCAGAUUGUUUAUGCUUAUCCACAGUAACUUGCAGCACUGACUUGCUUCUCCCACUGACAGAUGGUAAAAUGAGAGUUAUUAUGGUGCUCAACUUUUGAUAACACUCUCCGUGACGUUUUAUAUCAUGUACUGUUCUCACUCUUGUCAACAUUGGGUAAUUUCCCCGUAAAUUUUUGUUUUUACGACAUAACUAAUAUUUAUCGUUAGCUACCUUGGUUGAUGCAUCUUAGAAUCUAAUUAAAAAACAAAGGUCAAUGUUUAAACUUAAUGUAAUAUUCAGAAUAGUUAUGUUACUGAUGUUUUAGUCAUUUACUUAGAAGAGUGAGGCAUCAUUAGUCUUGCUUGGUACAGUUCAUGGCUUGAUGGCUUCCGUUGCUCUCUAAAAAAAUAUGUUCCGGUGAAAUUUACUUUACAAACUGAAACCCAGAAUCAGAGUUUUAUAAAUUCUGGAUCAUCUUAACAUUAACCACCGUAUCUUAUUUGACCUUACCUUAAUACUAACAAACCUGACUUAACCACACGUCACCCAAUCCAAUCCCCAGAUUAUUUGAUCGUACCAUUAACCACCAUGAUGCUACUUACCUAAUGCUAACCUGACCACUGUAAUGCUGCUUACCUAACCUAACUGUCCAUAAUGCUAACCUAACCAUCCCUAAUGCUAACCUACCUUAACCACUCUAUUUUUAACCUAAUUUAACCU
Messenger RNA from Homarus americanus (American lobster), 3646 nucleotides. Its product is annotated as zinc finger protein 37 homolog. The transcript is spliced from 3 exons. Bases 196 to 2973 code for a protein of 925 amino acids. Lineage: Eukaryota; Metazoa; Arthropoda; Malacostraca; Decapoda; Nephropidae. Gene Ontology annotation, molecular function: RNA polymerase II cis-regulatory region sequence-specific DNA binding; DNA-binding transcription factor activity, RNA polymerase II-specific. The record is from RefSeq and is a predicted model, not a curated record.